This is a messenger RNA of Prorocentrum cordatum, 2009 nucleotides long. The record is from the annotation of a GenBank genome assembly. Lineage: Eukaryota; Dinophyceae; Prorocentrales; Prorocentraceae.
ACUGUGUCAGAUCUGCCUCGGUCCGAUCUGAUCUUCGUCCUGGUCUCGCAGUGCCUGCGGUCGCGCGGAGGCCGCAGAGGAAGCUUUGCCCGCCGCCAUGAUUUGGGGCGCGGGCAAGGGCACGGGCGAUGGCGGCGGGUGGAGCGGCGGCUGCGGCGGCGGCUGGGGCGGCGGCUGGGGCGGCGAUGCGGGCGGCGGCGGUCGGAGGGCACCCAAGAUUCGCCUACACCGAUCUUGGGCCCAGGCUCGGUGUAUGCGCCUCCCUGCCCAAGCCAGGAGGGCGUAUACAACGCCCUGGGGCACAGGAGGAGCCUGGCCAAGACUGGUGCAGGUGUAUAGCUGGCGCCCUCCCAGGAUGGGGCGGCGGGGGCCCCGGGGGAGUGAUGGCCAUGAUGGGCCCGUGGAGCAUGAAGGGCAAGAAGGGUGGUGGCUGCGUGCCCACCCUUGGCCUGUGCGGCGGCUUCCCGAAGGGCAUGGGCAGGGGGAAGCCCUCGCCGACGAAGAAGGUUUUCAUCGGGGGCAUCAAGAACGAGGCCGGGGAGGACGCCGUCAAGGAGUGGGCCGAGGCUUUCGGUCCCGUGCAGGCCGUCAGGGUGCUCCGGGACGAGUUGGGCAGAUCGAAGGGCUACGCCUUCGUGGACUUCGAGGCUGCAAUGCCGAAGACGAUCCCGACGCACAGAAAGACUGCUUCGAUCUCAGCCGAUGUUCUUCACGAGGCUCUCACGGUCAACUCCCUGGUGCCAGACAUGCCCAUGAUCGCAGGCUACACCAUCCCGAACUACGCGUUCUACACUCCGAAGAACUCCUCAGACUUCAUCCCCACGCUCGAGAAUCUCAAUCGUGCGUCCAAGGGCCUCAGGAUCAACCAGAGUACGAUGGAGGCGGGCUGGGACGUCAGCUUCAAGAAAAAGUUCACCGAGGGCUACAAGAAAGCUAAAGGACGAGCUCCGACGGCAGACAUCAUCUCGGGAUACAGGUUCAUCCAGUGCCGCCAGCUGAGGAUCAUGUUAGCCCACUUCCAGAAAGAUCAGGCGAAAUACUCCACCGAGUCCCCCUCGAGAAACGGCGAGCUGGAUUACGAAGCGGACGGGGAUGGGGGGGCUCGUUUGAUGAGGAGUGACCGUCAUGGGAAGAAGGAUCCCGAGGAGAUAAGCAGGAAGAUCGACCCCGACGAGACGCAGAGAGAGGAGCCAGAGGAAGAGGAGCCUGCCACAGAGCAACCACAGACUCUCGAGGAGCAACCACAGACUCUCGAGGAGCAACCACAGACUCUCGAGGAGCAACAAGAAGAUGAGCAACCACAGACUCUCGAGGAGCAACAGACGCCGCCACCAGAGGAGGUGGAGCAGCCGCAGACGAAAGAGGAGCCACAGACGAAGGAGGUGGACCAGCCACCGACGGAGCCACCAGAGGAUGAGGACGACUUGAAACGCGAGCUGGAUGACAUUCUUCGUGAGGAUAUCGAGGAUCAGAAACUACCGUUCAUUGACAGCUUGAUGAACGUCCCUACCGAGCGCAGCAGCAAGAAGAAGAAGCACACAAAAACGAAGAAGGCCAAGGCACCGUCCAGCCCCGCGUUGACAGAACCGACGUGGCCGCCUUCGGACGACACCUACGGCAAGGGACCAUACGAGUUCAACACCAGCGAUGGCGAGGUCGCCUACCUGAAGACCAAGCGCCGCCACUGCGAGUCCAUCAGCUGCAUCCAAUUCGCAGUCGGCUCCAACCCGUGGAAGCAGAUGGUCCAGAUCAGCGAUGCGUCGUGGCAGGCCUGGCAGCUCGAGAAGCUCAACAUGGAGAAGAGUCAGGCGUCCGAGGCGAUGAUCAAGUACAUCUACCAGAAGUUGGCCUACAACAAGGUCAGCACCAAGGAGGGGGCGCUGCAGAUGAGGCGCAGCAUCUUCACAGAGCUCGGGAUCAGCUUGCAGGAGGGGAGUUAUGAUUGGGCAGCUUGUUCCUCACUAUCCUCCACGCGUGCUCAUCAUCAUCACCCUGAUCACCCUCAAUAG